Molecule: messenger RNA, 3967 nt
Organism: Corticium candelabrum
Lineage: Eukaryota; Metazoa; Porifera; Homoscleromorpha; Homosclerophorida; Plakinidae
Product: malignant fibrous histiocytoma-amplified sequence 1 homolog
Exons: 8
Coding region: 1-3507 (1168 amino acids)
Molecular function (GO): protein binding
Source: RefSeq, a predicted model, not a curated record
AUGAGAAUACAACCACAUGGACAACACAAGACAUGGAGAAAAGCAAUGAUGACUAAGCAAGUGGGAAUAAGAUCGUAUGAAGUUGAAAUAGAAGGUGGAAUUUAUCUACGACGAAAAGAAGACAACUACGAGCCACAGCAGAAGAUCACAACACCAGCACAGCUGAUCCACCAGCAACACGAAAACAAUCAGAUGCAGAGACCAAAUCUAUUCCAACUACCUAUCGAGUCUAUCAUUGCACAAGCAACACCACAAUUACAGCAGAAGCCUACCACCACCAGGAGCGGAAGAACAACCAGACCUCCUAACUAUUUGAAGGAUUAUAAUGAAGGAUGUAUGGUAAUUAGUAAAGAGGUAUUGAUAUUGAACACUGACUGUAGAGUAGAGUGUGUGAACACAACAAAAGAACUCACUGGCCAGUUGCAAGACAAAAAGAUUGAUCAAGGGCUGUCAUUGCGAGUUAUUGUUGAGGCAAGGAGUUCUUCCAUUUCUGAGAAGUUGGAAGGGUAUCUUUCAGGCAGCACAGUGCAGAGAUCGAGAGGAGUUGGAGAAUUUCAGAUAAUAGAAAAUGCUGUAAUUACGGAAGUGAAAAAAGUAAACUGGAACGAUGGUGAUCAAACCCCGAAAAUUGAUGUUGUUGUAACAUGGGACACAGGAAGAAAUGAGGAAAUGACCAUAAGCGACCCAGAGGAACUUUCGCAUUGUCGUGUUGAUCAUGGAUGGAUCUGUUACAGAGACCACCUACCUGUGUUAGGCCAGCAUGUUGAGCAAGUACUUGCUGACAAAUCAGCUUCAAUAGAAAGAGAGAUAAAACGGAUGUACUCGUCACGUCAGGCUUUGGUCAAAGUUCGGUCUACUCGUCUUGAACUACCAGUAUUAAUUCUAGAGCAAGAAAACUUAGAACUUUUGAAUAGUACUGCAUCAAUGUGGAAGCAAUUUGAUGGCUUGAGUGUGGACAGUUCUUCCUUUCUUGAAAACACACUUGGCAAGGAGAUUGGCAAUUUUACACAUCUCAAAUAUUUGUCACUUAAUAAAUGUAAAUUGGUGAAUCUUCCAGAUGACAUUGGAAAUCUCAAAACACUACUGGUAAUUUUGAUUGAUGGCAACAGAUUGAAACGGCUUCCUGACACUUUUGGCGAGCUAGUGAACUUGGUAGGCGUGAGUGUUUGUGACAACGAGCUGAAAUCUCUGCCCAAGAGCUUUAGCCACCUAGCAAACUUGAUGAUCUUUUAUGCUGAUAAUAAUCGUUUCAUGGCCUUCCCUGAUGUACUCUACAGUUUACCAAAGUUGACAAGAAUCACUCUUUCCAAUAAUCGAAUACGUAUGCUUAUGCCAGCCAUUUGUGAAGUACAGAAACUAGAGGAGCUCGUUUUAAAAGGCAACGAAAUCCAAUAUUUGCCUCCUGAGUUGUGUAAGUUAACAGAAUUGACAAAAUUGGAUGUUUCUCGAAAUCCAUUACAACACCCCCCUCUGCGUUACUGCGCUACAUUCCUGGAAGUACGUGAGUACUUCGAUUCACUGCAGGGCAGUGAGGGUGUUUAUAUGAGAAGAAAAAAGGUUAUAGUUCUUGGUCUGACUGGCGCUGGUAAAACAAGUUUGAUUCGAGCAGUAGUUGAUUAUGUACCAACAAAUCCUAGAAUUGAACCUAUACGCACAAUUGGGGUUGACGAACGGGUGUGGAGGAGAAAUAUUCAGAACAGAGACAUCCCACUGGACGUAUACUUUCUAGAUUUUGGUGGCCAUGAUGUUUACUACCGAAUGUAUUCGUUCUUUUUGUCAGACGACUUUGUUAUUCUUACUGUCAAUGGUAGGGACUAUAAAGUCGGCUGUGAGGAAAGUUUUAUGAUUCACGUUGGUCAUUGGGUACAGCGCAUCCAGAGCUGUUCGCCUGAUGCUCUAGUAAUGAUGGUUCUAACGCACACAGACUGUUUUCACAAUGUUCAAGAGAAAGUUGAAGAUAUAACAAAGCAGCUAGAAGCAUUGGAGGAAAAACGACAAUCAAUUCUCAAAAACGAGAUUGCUCAAGCGAACUUCCAGAAGAGUCUUUCACUGGCUAAAAGCAAAGAACGUUGUGACUCUGACAUUUCAACUGUCAUUAAACGGUUGACUACCCUGAAAGAGAAAAGGUUUCAACUAGUACACAAUAAGAUCUAUUGUGUCAGUAACUGUAGUCUUGACGCAAUCAACAGUGUAGCAGUAGAUUUGCUCUCAAUGUGUGAGAAUUCUCUUCCUGCACAACUUAUUCCUGUAGCAUGGCAGAAGGUACUAGAGGUUGUAGUUGAAGAACGGACAAGUUCUGAGUGUCCUCUAAUGAAACUUAGUGAUUUACAAGAGAAGGCAACAAAAAGGAUGUCCCAAAUUGAUAGUAUUAAGCCAACAUUAAUCUCUCAAUCUGGAUCCAAUCAUGUUGCUUCAGCAUUAAAGUAUUAUCAUCGGAUGGGUGAUGUACUGCAUUACUCUCAGGUUCCCGAGCUCAAAGAUUAUGUCUGCAUUUAUCCCCAACAGAUGAUGCAGGUCUUCAAAACUAUCUUGAGACAUGAUAUGGUUGAAACUUUGGCGUUCAAUAAUGACAUGAAGCAACUUAUGAGCCAACAAGUUUUCAACCUAGAAAAGAAAUUACUUCAAGAGAAGGGUCUGAUGGGCUGUAAACUGUUUAAAGCUUUGUGCAUACCAAAUGUAAGUAUACAAGGAGAUGUUUGCAUUCUUAUGACUAUGUUAGAGAACUUCAGCAUUGCCUAUCCCAUCAAUAACUUUGAGAAAAUUUUACUGCCGUGGCUGCUUCCUAAAGAAUGUCCGCCUGCUGUUGUGUUGAAGAACCCAUGUGCCCGAAGCUAUGAGUUGGCACUAUCAUUCAAUUUCCCUGUAAUUUACCCUGAUGGAUUUUUCGAGAAACUUGCAGUUAGUUGCCAUAGCUAUUAUGGAGGAUAUGAGCAACACUGGAGGAAAGGCUUUUGUUAUAAGCUGGAUAGUCGAGAUGAGAAGAAGCAAUCCUAUUUGCUUGUCAUAGAAGACAAGAACAAUAUUUGUGAAGAUGGGAAUGAAUUGGAGAUGGUAACUCUAAAAGUUGUGGCUCGUGUGUCAGCACCAGAACUACAGGAAUCAAACAAAAAUAGCCCCAUGCCUGAAUCUGUUGAAAAGGUUAUGUGGGCUUUGGCUGAGCCAGUGCUUUACAACACGGAAAAGCUGCUGCUAAUGACUCCAGGCAUCGUAGUCGAAAGGUUUAUCACUUGUCCUCAAUGUUUUGACAUUGACAAAAAUAACUGUUUCUAUUAUGAUUGCACUUUCUUGUCAAAACAGAGAAAUGAAGGACACAACUGUGAUGAUGGUCACUCAUUUAGAAACUCUUUUCCUCAGUUUUACGUGAGAAGAGGUUUUGGCCUACCAGCUGUGCCGACUACACAACAAAAAUGCCAUCAUGAACAGGAACAACACCAGGCUUGUUGUACACGUGACAAGAUGUUUCUUGAGAUACUAGAUUUUCUAAUGGACAAGUUUGGACAUUCAUGAUCUCUAGCAGCUACAUAAAUGUGUACAACAAGCAGUGAUUGUGAUUAUCAUAUAUGAUUAAUCAAGCUAGUGUAGUAGUGGGCAGAAAAUUUGCUGAUAGUGCAAUAAAUCGCCUGUCUUUGCUACGCUACAGUUAACAAUUCUAAGCACAUUGGUUAUAACUCGAGGUUACACCUAUAGUGUGUACUUUAGAUAUCUCUGGUAUAAUAAUGUGCAAAUAUUUUACCAUAGUAAGAAUGCAUGGUUUCAUGUGGCAAUUUCACUGCAAGUAAUCAGUUUGUUUGCAACUCUUAGUACAGUUCUACGAGCCAGCAAAGCAACAUAGAACGGUGACGUGUACUGUAGGAGCUGGUAUAGUGGCUGGUAAAUUAAUGAAGUAUGGAGGUUGCAAUCAACCGCUUAAUGGUGAACGUGCAGUCUACAAUUUAAGCGUUUUUGUGUGCCCUAAUUAACUACUGAA